Neltuma alba is the source of this 1921-nucleotide messenger RNA. RefSeq names its product probable LRR receptor-like serine/threonine-protein kinase At5g59680. The record is from RefSeq and is a predicted model, not a curated record. The transcript has 7 exons. Gene Ontology annotation, molecular function: protein binding. Lineage: Eukaryota; Viridiplantae; Streptophyta; Magnoliopsida; Fabales; Fabaceae. Bases 1 to 1677 code for a protein of 558 amino acids.
AUGGCUAUCCACAACGUCUUUCUUCUCCUUCUCUCUCUCCUUCUCACAACCCUAACUCCUUCUCUGUCAUCAUCCCCCACCUUCAUCAGCAUUGACUGUGGCUCAAACUCUUCUCUCACCGACGGCGACAUCUUCCCAUGGGACUCCGAUGACUCUUACGUUCAAAACGGAGACUCCCACGUCGUUGAAUACACCAGCACAGUCCCUCUUUACAUGAGCGAAACCGCCAUGUCCACUCUCCGAGCUUUCCCUACCCUCAGGAAGAACUGCUACACCGUCAACGUCAGUAAGGGACAGAAGCUUCUGGUUCGAGCAAGCUUCUUCUAUGGAAACUACGACGGCAAAGAUUCUCCUCCCACCUUUGACCUUCACUUUGAUGGCAAUUUCUGGGCCACUGUCAACAGUUCGAGCCUGAGAGGUGUGUAUCAUGAGGCCAUUUAUGUUACCAAGAAGAACACGACCAGCGUUUGUGUUGCUCAGAUCUUUAAGGAUCAGAUUCCUUUCAUUUCUGGGUUGGAGAUUCGAAGCUUAGAGAUGAGCAUGUACAGUCAUGUUGAUUCUGGGCGUGCUCUCUUCCUGUCUAACAGAGCCAACGCUGGUGCAAAUUUCAGCACUAGGUAUCCAGAUGAUGCUUACGAUCGGAUCUGGAGAGCAGAAGGUGGGUUUGUGUUAGUGGAAAAUUUGGUAAACGAAGCUCCAUCCAUUGACGCGAGCAAAGCAGAAGAUCAACCACCUCUUUCUGUUCUUCGAACUGCAACUACAACUACAGGAACUUUAUGGGGCAUUGUUCUUAACACAGACCUUCCUUCCACAAGCCAACCUAUCUAUAUCACAGCCUACUUCUCUGAAGUCACUCGCCUUCGUUCCAACGAAACGAGAUCCAUUCAAGUUGAGAUCAACCAAGUUCCUUAUUCACAACCUUUAGUCCCUCCUUUUGGAGCUGUAUCGGAGCUGCGCAUCACAAACAGGACUGCGAACUCAAACACAAGUGUGACUGUUUUUGCAGAUAGAAGUUCCAAUCUUCCUCCUCUGCUUAAUGCCUAUGAAGUCUACACUGUUAGUGGUGUACUUACUGAUGGAACCGACAGUGACGAUGUGGAAGGAUUAGCUGUAUUACAGAAGAAUCUGGAUGUGCUUCAGAAAUGGAGUGGUGACCCUUGCCUUCCUUCUUCAUUUUCCUGGGAGUGGCUGGAAUGCAACUCUGAUGCCUCCCCACGUGUCACCACAUUGAAUCUUGGAGGCUUUGGCUUAUCAGGACCACUGCCGGACUUUAGUUCCAUGACUGACCUGGAGACAAUUGAUUUGCAUAAUAACAGUUUGUCUGGACCAAUUCCCAGCUUUCUUGGUUCAUUGCCGAAACUGAAAUUGCUGAAUUUAGCAGAUAAUAGAUUCAGUGGAACCGUACCCAAAUCGCUGUCUCAAAAUAAAAACUUAAAACUAAUUGUGACAGGUAAUUGCCUAUCUGGCAUGUCAUGUCCGCCGCCGCCGCCACCCCCUUCAACCCCUUCUCAUGAAACCCCGUCGACUGGAAUGCCGCCAUAUGUGGCGGCUGAAGGACCAGUUGCUGGUUCAGGUGUUCAAUCAGGUGGCACACAGAGCAGGAAGAUGACAUUGACAUCCACAACCACACUUACUCUGUCAUUGCUUUUGUUGUUUCUGCAGCUAAAGAACUUCUAGGAAAUUCCUCUGCAGCAUGUAAAAGAAUUAAAGCAAUGGCUUCAUCUUUAGUUCAGAUGGAGAUGCUAAUCAGUAAUCACUAGUUAAAAGGGAGUUUGUUACGUUGUUGAUUUAUUUUGCCGUUGUUUCUGAUCGAUCAUAGGUAUCUGUGAGAUUAAUGAGUAUCUCGUUGAAGAAUGCAAAUCCUGCUGUUCAUCGGCUGUGCCUUUUGUGAAUGUGUCCUUAUUACGUUUGGGCCUUGUUA